UUCAAGUACAGUAGGGAGUUGAGAAACUGAACACAGCAGCGAGCCAAAAUGGCCGCUCUUAUCGGUCAAUACCAACCAUUUUUGUGUCCAUGUCGUGCAGGGAAUGGCGGCUGCUGUGCCAUGAGGUAGAGGAGUUUCAGAUCCCAGCUCUGACUGGAGCCCUGGAGGACUGUUCUGACUACAGGGCCUGGUGUGAGAGCAACACGCCUGCUGCCGGUAACCAGUCUUCCUCUUCAGCCGAGUCCUUCCUCUUUUACAACCAAGAUCAAGAUGUUUUCACGGGGAUCGGUUACCAACCGGAGAGCAUGGAUGUAAGUCCAUCCCAAACACAAGAUGGAGUCAGUCCUGAAGACUCCUUCAUCUCAGUGGGUGAGGACAUCUGUCCCUUGGUGGAACCAGAGAACGAGCUGAGACGGAGAGACUGUCUGCUUCAGAGACGAGAGGAGAGCAGACAGGUCAAUACAGAGGACAGAAUAGAGCCAAGCCAGCUGUCGCCAGCUCCUCUACAGUCAACAGUAGAGUCAACAGUACAGUCUGGUGGUCAGACCAGUCACCUCUCAGUCCCCUCUGACAGACUGUCUCAGGACAAUACCACGUCAGAUACCACCAGCAAACUCUCAUCUUCCCCUUUGGUACCAAACAGAACAUUGGACACAAUGGAUAUCAGAAAGCUAUCCUCUUCUCUCUGCAGUGUAACACACCAACCUGACCAUGCUAGUAAAUUCUUCCCAACAGGGCUGAGUAGUCCAGGACAGAAACCAGUAGGUUCCAGACGCUUCUCGUCUCCUGGUCGAUAUCAGGGUGGUUUGGUAGAGAGGGCAACGCCAGACGGGCAAGAUGAGAUCUCUGCCUCUCUCCAGAGCAUGAUGGCAGAGACUGUGUUUCAGAGUGGGCCCAACACACAGUCCUGGGGGACGCCAUCUGGGGAAGGGACCCUCUGCCCCUCCACAGGUUCCAGGGGCUCCACGCCUGACCCUAUCCCUCCUGACCCACUCCCCAAUCCAGCCUCAGCCAGGCUGUCUACCCUCACAGCCUUCCUGGCCAGACAGGGACUCCUGGGGCGCACAGGGGACAAG
This is a messenger RNA of Oncorhynchus gorbuscha (pink salmon), 1076 nucleotides long. RefSeq lists its product as uncharacterized. Lineage: Eukaryota; Metazoa; Chordata; Actinopteri; Salmoniformes; Salmonidae. The transcript is spliced from 3 exons. The record is from RefSeq and is a predicted model, not a curated record. The annotation marks the transcript as partial.